Molecule: messenger RNA, 6668 nt
Organism: Ceratosolen solmsi marchali
Lineage: Eukaryota; Metazoa; Arthropoda; Insecta; Hymenoptera; Agaonidae
Gene: east
Product: enhanced adult sensory threshold
Exons: 14
Coding region: 14-6277 (2087 amino acids)
Cellular component (GO): nucleus
Source: RefSeq, a predicted model, not a curated record
GGGUGGAAGUGAGAUGGCAUCCAGGGAGAAGAGACCCCUAGCGCCUUCGAAAUCCAAACAGAAGGCGAAUAAUGAUAGCAGCUCGCUGCCUGCUGCCGACAACAAUCGAAGCUGUACUAAGAAAUCAAAACUCUUGCCAAAUCCCAGAACACAGUUAGCUCGUGAUAUAUUCGAGGCCGUGGCGACGGGCAGCCAGUUACCGGCAAAGCUUGAGGCGAGUUUGCCCCGUAAGCGGGUUCUUCAGACAGCCCUCAAACGUAAGCAGAAGGCAAAAAAGACGCUUAUAAAGGUCAAGCAGAAGGUACCGAUUAAAGCCCUCAAGAGAAUUGCUGAUGCCAAGAAGAUUUUGAAUAGAAAGAAGAGAGCAGUAAAGUCAUUAGCUCGGCAGUUGACAAUUGACAGUACUAUAGAGAGUAGUCCUGAAUCAGAGGAGACGAAAAGUAAGUAUAAAACCGCCAAAAAGUCAAAAGUUCCUGCAAAAAUUAGCGAAGAAGCGGAGAGUGAGACUCUGGACAAGAGCAGUCCAAAGUUGGGCAAGAAGAUUAUAGAGUCUUCUCCAAAGAGUGCAAAAGGUAGCAAGGCAGCGGCAGCAUCAGUAGUACAAAAGAGGAACGAUAGCAAGGAAAGAGAUCUAAAGGUUAAGCGAAGUUUGAGUAAGGAACCAGAAGAUCUAAAGCAGGUGAAAACAGAGUCAGUUAGUGAUAACUCUUAUGAGCUUACAAUAGAGGAGGUCAUAGCUUCUUCGAUGCUCGUUGGACCUGAAGUGGUUAAGGGACAACAGUCUGCUUUGGAAGGUGAAUUAAAAGGGAAGAGGAUUUUAAAAAAUAUAACUAUCAAGAGAAGUUUGAGGAACGGAAAACUUCGCCAGUCUUUAUCAAUAAUUGAGACAGAAUCUGAUCAGAAGAAGAUUUCCGCCAUGUCGGAAACAAACGUGGACAAUGGUGUAGAGACAAAGUCUGCCAGUUUGUCUGACAGCGUUGACGUUAAGGACAGCAGCGUUGUCAUAAAAAGCGAGUCGAGCGACAAUUCGUCUACGACCAACCACGUGAGCGACACACCGGAUAUCGAGAGAAACAACAACGGUUGCGAGGGUGGCGAAAGUGAACGAAUAGAGGAAAUCGGACCAACGCUGCGCUCUAAAACGAAGGCACGCAAUUCAGAUAGCAAUAGCGAUGUUAAAUCUGUUGAUAGCGAUGUCAAAGUCGAGGAUAAUAGUCGCAGCGCUGUGAAAAGUGAGUCAGACGCGAUAAAAAAGGAUCGACUUUUAUCAAAAUUUGUCGAAACGAGAAGUUCUACUGGAGCUAUAAAUAAUGCACCUAAGAGUCGCAGGAGCAGUCUAAACAUCGACAUGAGGCGCACAUCGUUGUAUACAAGUGGUAGCGACAAAAUUACAGUAGAUGGUGGAUCAAAGUCACAAAUCGAUCAAAUGAUCGAUAAAAUUAAACUGACGAUUGCCAAGACGAUUGAGAGUAAAAUCUACAAACCAGAUAAUAAAGGCUUGAUAUUAGGCAAGAGCUUUGAGGUGCCUAAAAUCGAGGAGAUUGUGGCACCCCUCAGCAAUGAUACGACGACGCCAAAGCUGGAGGACGAUGCUGAGGAGGAAAAGCCGAAUGUAUCUAAGAGCAGAGAAUUAAAUACGGGAAUCGGCCCGAGUACGGCGAAGAAGGAACUGAAGGUGGAGGACGCGGAGAAUUCGGUGCCGAGGGUGGCCGAUACUGCCAAAGAAAUCGAGAAACUAGUCAUGGGCGACAUCGAGCCGGCUGAAUCCCAGCCGCAACAAGAGAAGAGUGAACAACCGGUCGACGACAAUGAUGCCUCCGUUGGCGUCGAGUUGGAGGAUGCUUUAAAGAAGGACGAGCAGAUAAACGACAAGGGGAGUCAGCAGAGUGCAAGUACAGAGAAUCUCGAUGAUUCUGGAAAAGACUCGACUGUUAAGCAGCCCGAUGACGUAAAGAAAUCUGCCUCAACAUGCUCAAUACGAAAAUCUACAAGAGCAACAGUGGCAAAGUCUUCAAAUGUUUCAGAAGUAAAAAAAUCUAUGAGUACGCAAGAUAUUUGCAAUGAAUUGGAGAAACUUGAUGAAGAAGAGAUUAAAACACCGGAAAAAGAAAAAACCUCAAUUUUAAAUAUUAAACCUGAAGAAAAUGGGGCUAAAGCUACCGAGGAAGAAACAUCUAGCGAAGCUUCUAGCAUUAAAUGUGACACAGAUGAAAUCGAAAAUAAAGAUCUAACAGAAGAUUCAACAGAUGUAGAUAAGGUUGAUGAUGUAAUUACUCCCGAAAUUUGCACGGAAAAUGAAAAAAUAGAAUGUGAAGAAUCUAAUGGAUCUGAAAAGAAUGAAGAGACUUUAGAAAGUUUAUCUAUGGAAGUUGAAAGACUUGUUGAGGCCGAUGAUAAUGAAAAGACGACAGAAAAAAUAUCCGAAAUUACGGAAAAUGAGGGCUCAUCUGACGUAGAAAUGCGAUUAAUGAUUGACGAAGAAGUUGCAGAUUUAGCUCAUGAAGAAUCAGAUUCGAAAAGUUCUGAAUUACAAAUAAACAAUAAUAAAGAUGGCUGUGAUGAAAAAAAUUGUACUGAAAGUCCCGAAGAUGUACAGAAAAACGAACCUGAAGUAGAAUUUUCAAAUGUUACACAAGAAAAUAAAGAAACAGGAAUUAUUUCUCCAAAAUUGAUAGUAUCUGAUGAUAAACCAAAAGAUACUGUUAAAACGAAAUUAACUGAGAUCGAUGAGGUUGAAGAACAAAAAGAAAAUAGACGAGUUCUCAGAACUAGGGCUGACAAACAGAAAAAAGUCGAAACAAUCAAAUCUGGAUCUACUUCAAUUCCUCUUGCUCAAGACAAGUCUGAAGUAAAAGUAAUAAAGAUCGAUGAUACUAUCAUUUCUGAAGUGCCUUUAAUAACUUCGCAGAAUAACACUGAAUCAGACAAUACUGGUAGUAACCAAAGUCAAGCAUCAACCAAUGAAACAACUGAUUUGAUGGAAGCAACUGCAACUAUAAAAGUAGAAGUGGAGGAACAACAUGAACCGCAAAUCCGAACUCGACGUGGUAGAGAAGCGAAGAAGCCACCACAAAUCCAAGUUGUAAAGGGCAAACGUGGACCAAAAAAACAGGAAACAAAAAAAAUUGAAUCGCAGCAACAGAACAAAGAGGAAACACUGCUGGAUAAUGAAGUGGCUAAAAUUAACGAAAACGAUCGAUCUUCGGGUUAUUUAAAAACAGAUGAAAGUUUGCGAGGAUUUUCGGCGAAUGCCGGAAGUAACGCAGAACAGCAAAAGCUAGAAGUGCAAGAAACAAAAGGUCGUAGUAAAUCUGAAAACGAUGUACGAUCUACCAAAUUAACUAACGACAUAUUAAAAUCUGAGAGCGCGGACCUUACUUCUUUAGUAGAAACGGAAACCACAGAUACAACGGAAGUGACGGAACCGAUUGAAGUUGAGUGCAAAGGGACCAUUACAAAAGAUUCAGAUGAAGCGUCAACUUCCGGUGAAUCCUCUAGCAGUGUGGAAAAAAUUUUAGAAACGCCCGAGGACAGAGCAAAAAAAGAGGAUAUUCUAAGGCAAUUAGGCUUGGAAUCAUGGCAAAGAGUAAAGGAAAGAAAGGCGAAAAAGGAACAGCAAUAUACUGGCACGCUUAAGACGAUAAUUAGGUUACAAAAGGAAAAAGAAGGAAAGAAGAGGUCUAGAUCACCACUGAAAAUGGUACUUAAACAACAAGGACGAAUGGAUGGAGAAGAGUCUUUCGAUUUUUACACCAUUCAGAAGGAGUUUGGAAGCAGUGGUUUGGUCGAUAGCAGUUCUGGUGCGAACCGAAAGUUACCUACUAACCCCAGACACUCUUGCGACGAAGAUAAUGAUGAUGCACCAUUGAAAGAUAGACAGUCCCUUGUUAUUCCUGAAAAAUCCUCAUCCUUUUCAAUUCAUCCGGGGCGGCUUUGCGCUGACAAUUGCUGUUACUGUCAUGGGAAGUUUGGCUCCUUGGACACUCCCAUGCAUCUUGCACAAAUGAAAUCAGACGAAAGGAGAAAAAAGAUUUUGGAAAAUGAAGUACAUUUAACAAAGGACUCGUGUCUUUGUGAUGCUUGUUACCGACACGUUGACAGAAAAGCAAAUAUGAGCCCUACAAAUAUGCAAUUAAAACCACAACGACAACAUAGACAAUCCAUAAUGGGAUGUAUGGCUCGUAAUUGUUCGGAAUCUGCUAGACAUCAUGUAAAGCGUCGAUGGCUUCUUAAAAUCAAACCUAAUCUAAGGAAUCAGGUGGACAUUAAUUGGGAAUCAACGCAACAUAAUCUUAUGACAUUUUGUGGUACACAUUAUACCAAGAUUGAACGGUUUUUAACUUGCACGCUUUGUAAGCGACGACUAACGCGUAAUUAUACAUAUCCACUUGGAUUGACGGCCACAUCGACCGAGGAGCUCAAUAAACGUCUUCGACAACAGGGCAUACCCGCAGCAAUGGUGGUGAAUACUUUCGUGUGUAGAUUAUGUCGAUAUUUCACCAAGCUGUAUCUAAAAAAUAAUGAUUUCGAGAAUAUGAGUGACAAUAACAAAGACUUUCAUAAAAAAUACAGGAAAAAACUUUUAUACUAUCACGAUAUCGAUGUGCCAGAUAGUGAAGAAGAAACGGACUCUUCUAACCAAAUUUCCAAAAACAAAGAAAAAGGCCGACCUCCUGGUACUGUUGGCAGGAAGCCUAAAUGUGGAUCGUCAGGUAUCAAACUUCCUAUUUCCAAAUCACCGGAUAAUAUGGAGAGCCACUCUACGAGUACGUCGGAGAAAUCGAGUCCUGAGCCUCCAAAGACUGAGUCUGGUGAACCCGAGGCGCACAUCAAGGGUGAAGCUGGUAGUUCCGCGGAUGGUCGUUUCUUAGGUAUAGAAGGCGCUAUUGAGAAAUUAAAGAAGCGCAAAGCCUUGGAUACAGGCCAUGGUCCUCGAAAUUUAUUGAGCAGUGUAGCCGAAGUGACCAGUAACGGUGACAAUAGUGCUAGGGACGUCGUUGAAAUCCUCGCCAUGGAUAAAGAAGUGACUCUUACGAGAUUGCCGAAGAGGCCACGUUUAACCAAUAAUAAUACGACUAACGACAUAACACCGGUAGUGCAGCGACUCGGAGCAAACCCCUCGAUAAGUGUACGUACACUCUUCCCCGGAGAGGAAGAGAUGAGUCUUCACGCGAACGUGGAAUUCGGUAAUGUGAGGGAAGUAACGCCCCAAGGGUGGGAGAAGUGUGCGACUAUGAUUCAAUAUGAUAGGGACACAAAAAUGUUGUGGCAAGAGUUACAAAGGCCGUAUGGUAAUCAGAGCAGCUUUCUCAGGCAUCUUAUAUUAUUGGAGAAAUAUUACAGGUCUGGUGACUUGAUAUUGGCGCCAAAUGCUUCUAGGAACGCAAUAAAUUACUCGACUUCGGUGCAGAAUCGUUUAAUUUCGUACGAAGGUCCAGAGAAGCCAGAGGAGCUGAUUAUCGAAGCGCCUACUAUAAUGGAGCACAGUAGCUCACGUCGUCUAAGCGGUGGUUACAUCCUCGAGAAUCGUGAGCACAGGUCGUCCUCCAUUAGUGCCUCGGCAACGAGCAGCAGUACUUCAAGUUUCGCCAACGUAGCGGCACAAUUAUCGAAGCUCGAUGCAUCAUCUCGACCGAUGAAACUCACUCCUGGUCUAUCGAUAAUUAAAAAACCACCACCGAACUUGCAGCGACUCAAUCUUGGUAGUGGUAGUGGUGGCCUUGGCGUUGGUGGUGUAAAUGGAAGUGCGAAGAGGAAAGAAUCGUUACCUGUACAGAAAGGAGGAGCAAACGCGAGUCUCACGACGCCUGGUGGUAAAGUUUUUCAGUUGACAGAACCCGAUUUCAAGAGGCUACAGAAUCUUAAAAGACAGAAGCAAAUGAAUGAAAGGCAAACAACCUCAAGUCCUAAUAGUGGUUCAGGAAGCUCGAGUUCACCACCUAGUAAUUAUAAGAAUGCAACGUCAUUAGCCGCACAGUACCAGAAAGCCCAGCAACUUGCAGCCCAGUCACAAUUCCAGAAGCAUUUGCGCAUGCAACAGGAGAUGCUUAACCAACGCAGCCGCGGUGAUUUCGAGCCUCUUAUUUGCGAUAUCCGCAGUCUUGCAAAUGAAAACACACCAACGCAAAAUCUCAUCAACAACCUGAAUUUGCCAAAGUCAAUACAGGUUACGACUAAGGCGCCAACGGCUACGAGUACACCUAUUCCUAUUCUACCGAAGAUACCUAAGAGCCUGACGGUGAUCCCGCAGACGGUUGCUAGAACCCAAGACAAGUGAUACCCGCGAAGGAAGAGGCGGUCGAUUGCCGCCUCGAGUCGGGAUUUUUUCUUUUACGGUUCUUGUGACCAUCGUGGAUGAAGAUAUUUUCACUUGUGUGUGUUCCCGCUCCCAUUAUCCCACUUUUUUCGACAGAGAGAAAAAAGAAGUGAGUUCUUUUUAAAAAUGUAGGAGCAACCAAAGCUGUGUUGAUAAACUGAAAAAGUGCCUAAUGAAAGUGACUUAAGAUGUGAAAAUUUAUUGAAUUUUUUUGAAAAAGAAGAGAUGCAUCUCGUCGUUUUUUAAUAUUAUUAUUUUUUUUUUCGUACUGAAGUUGAAGAUGAUUAUGAACCUUUAAAGGAACGUUUAAAGGAAUAAUAGUUUGAACGAAGAAUUUUUAAAUAUUCGUACG